UAUUAUAGAAGACAUCUUUCGUUUCAGAUCACAGUAAAAUGGAGUCACAGUCAGAUUCUAGAAAUGGUCCAGUUUUCAAUAUGGAAAACUGUCCAAUCACAGAGGGACUCGGGAUUCAACGUUCAGAUGACAAGAAAGUUAAUGGAAUCGGAAAUGGAGAAAUGAUACGUCGAAUUAAGAAUAUUCCUGUAUUGGAGGAAAGAAGACUCCUUGCGCUAGAGAGACACAUCAAGCGUAAACGGAGGAGACGGCCGCACGUCAAAAAGAUGAAGAGUUCGGAGAAAACAGAGCAUCUUGACAAAACCAUGGGGGCUCCCAAUGGAAAAAUGUCAUACGAUUUGAGUCAGAAUGAAAUUGAGGGUACAGGGAUGGCAGUUUCAGAGAAAGACGAGGAGAAGCCAAAUGGCAAGAUUGAGAAUUCUGUGGUUCAAUUCCCAAAGAUGGACGUCGAAGAAGACGAGCAACAGGGUGUACAGUUUGAUAAGUUGGUUGAAUACUUACUUGACGAAGUAAAAUCAGAAAUAAUAAAGAGAGUUGAAGAUGGAUUAAAGAGCAAGAGCGAAGUAAACCAGUCGGAGUUUGAAGAGGAAGGUCAUAUCAUAAAGGAUGAAGGGGCUGAUAUGGAGGUGAAGCAAGAAAACGAAGAAAAUUUCACUUCCGUGAAAGAAGUAAAUACUUCGCUGUCUGAAGAUGCUGGGCACGUUGAUGAUGAAGGCUUGAAGAAAGAGAGAGAGAACUUUCAUGAUGAAGGGCAUAAAAAUUUGGAAAGAGCGAAGGACAGUGAAAACAAAAUUGUUGAUAUCGGAGAUGAAAAAGCCGAACACAGUCUCAACGGGUCAAGGACUGGAUCAAAGGAGCCGAAACCAAAAGAUCCUGAAUUGGAAGCUGUAGAAACCAAUCAGCUCUUAAAAGAAGAAAGAGAAAUUGAAAAGACUGGUUUCAAUGUAAGUAACAAGAUUGUCCUCGAUGACGAUGGGGAUGACGAUGAUGAUGAUGAUGAUGAUGGCUUCAUGCCAAGAAAAUUGUUUUUCUUCAGCUUUUCUGAAUUCAAGAAAGAAGAAGCCUCCGCAUAAUGGAAGAAUACGAAUUAUCAGCAUAAACAACAUUCCACAUUUUAAGGCUAAUUUGUUAAAUAAUGAUACAAGUUCAAGAAAUAAAAUAUGAUAUUAUUCUUUA
Messenger RNA from Magallana angulata, 1176 nucleotides. RefSeq lists its product as uncharacterized. The record is from RefSeq and is a predicted model, not a curated record. The coding region runs from base 39 to 1073 and encodes 344 amino acids. Lineage: Eukaryota; Metazoa; Mollusca; Bivalvia; Ostreida; Ostreidae. The transcript is spliced from 5 exons.